UGUACUAAAACAGCCUCACCAUUAGAACUUCUAAAAAAGCCCAUCGAUACCUCCCAAUAUUGCACGUAAACCGAAGACUGGCUUCCCGUGUGUUCAUGGCACGAAUUGAAAUUUCGGCUCUCACCGUUUCGGAUGUUUAUUGCUAACUGCUUCGGAUGAACUCGUGUGGAUCGUGCACGUUGUGUGUGAACUAUGAGUACGAAUCGGACCGAUCGGCAUGGCAGACCGGGAAUGGGCGGCGUGGCAGGCUGCUGGUGCGACAGGAUUUUGUCUCACGUGGUACAUUGCGGUUUUUCAUUCGGAUGCGUCGUUUCGGGUGGUAGAGAACUGUUUGUUUCUACACCAACACUCACCCGUUACCCCUUCUCCUCUCUCCCACCCUGUGCUCUAUUUACUUCAUCCACUCAAUGGUACUGACCUUUUCCCCGUCAUCAAUGGUAAACGAAGUUUUUUUUUGUACAGAACGACAGACAGAAGCACGGACAACAAGCGGGAGGAAGGGAAGGAGAAGGGAACGAUCAUCGUUUCAUCAUGAUUAUGAUGAUAUUUACCGUCACUAUCAUCGAGAUGAUUCAUUACACAAGCUGCAGAAGCACAACCUGCAACCAUUCCCAGUUGUGGAAACCGAUGAUGCGUGUGUGGAAAACCGGGCAAAUCGUUUUUCCCAUCGUUACGAACUGCAACCCAAUGCAUUAGCUUAGAUUUGCGUACGCGGGAACCGUUCGCUAAGCAAUUUCUGCAUUACAUAAUACCCGAUUGGCCACAGGCUUUGCGUAGGCUCGAGAAUAAUCGCCCUUCGCGAAACAGCACAACCCUUUUGUGUCGGUUUUGGUCGUUCGCUUCCUCUCGUUAUCUCUCUCUCUCUCUCUCUCUCUCUCUCUUGCUCGCUUGCGAUUCCCCCGUUGUUCGUGUUUUCUAUCCCGUGUGACACGUCAUCAUUUUGCGCCAUUCGACACAGACACAAGGGACGAAACGAGGGAGCAGUAGAGCAAGCGAAAGGAACGAACGCUUUUACCGCCAUUAUUCAAAGGCAUCGCCGAGAUGUUCAUUCAGUGAGGCGGUCCAGGGAAAGCAUGGCGGAUGCACCAUGACGUAGGCGUUACAAAUACCGGGCGUUAUGCGAACCGUUACUCGUCCCGUUGCGCAAACGUCAGGCUGGUGUUCACUCUGACGCGCUUUCCGGCUUCGGAUCGUGUCGUUCGGGUUCACGCCGUUCGGGUGUCUCGCUUGCACUCCUGUGCUGUGUGUGUGCGUGUGUGUGCCCUGUUCCUUGCAGUGUGCAGUGGUUUUAGCCCGUUUCCUCCACGGUUCGGUGACCGACAUUCCGAAGAAGUUGGCUCCUUUUACACUCGGCUGAAGCAGCUUCCCGCUUCACGCUCGCUCUAUCUCUCUCUCUAUCGCUCACUCCAAACCUACCGCCGUACUUGGGGUUUUCCCACUAUCGCUUUUGUACACGCACACGCUGUUUUUCCCUACGAACGGUUGGUGCGAAACACGGCACAACGUUCGGUUCGGUACAGCGCGAAACCGUCGCCUUCCGUCAGUUAAACGUAGCGGCUCGAUCCUACUGAACGGGUUUUUUAUCUGCUGCUGGUCCGGUGGAAGCCGACGACUGCCCCGGAGAGACGAUCGUGACGCGCAAGUAGCAAGUGGCGCGCCCAAAGUAGCAAGUAAAGUCGCGUCAAGUUCCACCGCGUCCAUCCGCGUUUCCUUCUUGACUUCACCCCACCAACACCAAACACCACCGCCACCAUUAUCACCAUCAGUGUACCGGCGAUCGGCAAACAAAUGGUGCGGUGUUAACAAGCUCAACGACUAUGAAAACCGUCAGACGCAACUCUGCCCGUCUAGUAGUCGGCGGUUGAGCGCGCAACGGGAAUAAUGGCAGCUGCAACGCGCGUACGUACUCGCGUCGGUACUCGUACGGCUCCCGGUACCAUCCCGGCGGUUCGUGCCGGCUGCUGGGCCACUAAUGAAGUAAAGUGAAUCUCAAUUCUCAAUCCAGUCAAUAGCAGUAAUAACAACAACAACAAACAACAACAAACAACCCAAGCAAAAAAAAAGCUCCCCGUUUAAAUACCCCACACAUUAAACAGCUCUCUCUGCGCGCAUUUAAAGGGCAUUAAAUAUAACUUAAAAUCCAAAAAACCUUCAAAACUCCAAUAAAAUAAACGACAACCCAUACGAGAGGACAUACCGUUCAUCCAGAGAGUCCACCCGCACACACUGAUCGUCUGGCUAAUGCUAGCCAAACACAAGGGGCUGCGCUGAAGGAAACUAAGAACUGAAGAAAGACAAGAAUUAAAACACGAGCAAACGAACAGCGAUGACGAGGGCCUAGUCAUCCACUAUUAUCCCAGGAUGAAACACAACCAAAACUGAACCCAACAGACACGUCACAGCUAAUCAACAGAACAGAGAAAGAGAAAAAACGGAAGCGAAAAAUACGAAACAUGAUAAAACAGCAGCAGCAGCAGCAUCAGCAGAAGCAGUGACAACAUACUCCUCUAGCACCAUUACUACUACUACUACAACUACCACGAACAUCACUACUUGUAUCACCUACAGAAGCCGUCGGUCAUAAGAGCGCCACCAAGAACAAGCCAAUGCACUAAUAUACGACACACACGGUUGUUCUCACACGUACACCACACUAAGGCCAUCCACGCCGAUGCAAAGUCUGUCUCACGGAGGAGAACCGAUAAGAAGGCUGGCCGACCAGCCGCCGGCAUCAGGCUGCCGUUUGAAGUGCUGUUGCCUGUGCGAAAACGAAUUCACAGUUCAGAGUCCUUAAAAAAAGCUUUGCGACUCACACACACACAUGCACACACUGACACAGACUCGUCAACAAACAGUAGCCACUGCUGGACGCAAACCGAAUGUGACAGAACGUUUCUAGCUGUCCAGACAUGGCCGUGUGUCUUAGCUGUAGCAGGCGGCUAAUCGUAGGCCUACAGCAAAGCAACUGGCUGUCGCAGUACCAUCGCGAUGAUGUUACACUGCUUACCGACCAUUGAGAACGUAUCGCGUUAAGUCACAGGGCUAGGUGUUUGAUGUUUGGAUAUUUGUUGCCUACCUGCGGAACUCUCGCCAACUAGUGUGUGUGUGUCAUUGAAAGUUUGAGCGUAAGAAGAAGAAGAGUAUAAAAAGUAAAGCCCACACCCCUUUUUUGACAAGGUGUUAAGAAGGCGCGAAGAAUACAUAAGAGAACUCUCAAGAAUCUCAACCAGUCGUCUGACGUGAGCUCUCUGGAUAGAAAGAGAGGAUCGCGUGUGUAAGGGAUUCGGGUUGAUAUCAAGAAGCCGGUUCAGGAGCAAUGCGGCAAUCUCUGGAAGUAACUGGAUGAUCUUAAUAACAAAUCCUCGCUACUAAUGCGCCUAAAAUCGUUUUAACAAAUAAAACGUAACAUCCUCACCCCAAAACACAACAAAAAACCUUAAAGAAAACCGAACCUUAAAAGGCAUCUAACUCCAACCCAGCUAACACCAAAUACAGACACACGCGAUUAAACAAAAAAAAAAAAACAAACAAACGAGAACGAGGCGAGAGAGCGAAAGCCCCCAAAAAUUCUUAAAACCGGGAUUAAUCGGAAGCGAUACUUUAAUGCAAGAGUUAACACCCCGAGGCACGGAUGUGAAGCGCGCGAAGCAACACAUUUAAACAAAAUCAAGUAAUAAUCUAGUUAACUAACUUAAAUAACGCACGUUCAUUUUGUCCUUCCCUUCUUUUACAUUCUCAACAAACAAAACAAAAGAAACAACAAACAAACAACAUCCCAACAGAAUUCCCCCACAACAAAUCUCUAAUCUUAUAACGAAACCGAGUGUCACUGUGUUGUAGGCGUAAUAUUUUUGUUAAACCACGUUAAGUUGUUUAGUACAAAUUAUCCAAUACCACCACAAUCACCACCACUACUGCUACUACUAGAACCAGACACGACCCUUGGAAACUGUCUCCUUGUCCAAGCAAAAGUCUAACAUCGUCCAACACCGAAGUUCGUUGUUCGUUGAUCACUGUCUCUCUCUCUCUCUCUCUCUCUCUCUCUUUAACUCUCUCUUUCUCUGUCUCUGUCUCCGUCUACUGCAACACUCCCUAAUAUCUACGCUUACCCUUAUCAACACACGAACAACUACCUGUCUUUUCGCUCACCUUGCGUAUCUCUCUCUCUAUCUAUCUAUAAAUAUAUACAUCUAUUUAAAUCCUUUUUGUUAUGGUGAUUCACUACUUGCAAAAACUACACACAACAAUUUCACUUUGCACGAACAAUUUCUGUUGUUUUUUUCUGGGCAACAAACAAACUCUUAACAAACUCUAAAAACCAAAAAAAAAUACAAAAAACCGCGCGCCGUGUUUUUAAAAAUCCCUAAAUCAAUUAUUAACCUACAACCAACAACAACAAAAACUGUCAAAUCACAAACAACAACAACCAAAAAACAACAAACUGUCUUCGCAUCUAACUUACCUAUAUACGUCAAACCGACUGCCACUUGCCCUACCCCUUCCAACCACCUCACUCCUUACUGCUUCCCCUACCCCAAUUCUGCAGCCGCCUGAAGGCAGAACGAGCCGGCCCAGGCGCAACGGCUCACCACCAUCUCCACUACCAGCCGGCCAGCGGUUUGAGGUGUGUGUGCGCGUUACGCCUCAACCACCACCGUUCGGCACCAACACCACUGACACCACCACCACUACCACGACGACGACGAAUACCAGCAUCAGCGUCACCCUCAUCAGCACAUUGACCACCAACACGACGCUAGCGGACGUGCAGCAUGGAUGUGAUGUACGUAGUGACGGUGCUGGUACUGUUGCUGCUGGCAAUCUCGUUCGCAAUGGCUGCGACCGUAACCACACCAGCUGAACACGCCGUUGCACCCUCGAGCAGCGGCACUUACCGAACCGCCAUCUUUACGCACGAUCAGUCCGGUGCCCCGAGCUGGCCGCCGCCAUUGAGCGGCUUUCUCAGCGCUGGCCUCGGGCUAGUCGCGCUGCUAGUGGCACUGCUAAGUACCGGCGGCGUUAGUGAGAUGCGGGCCCGGCUGUCAUCGAUCGCGACGGCUGGCACGCUAGCGGCGACCGGUGGUGCUGUGACGGGAGUGGUCGGUCAGGGUGCCACAAUCACCAGUACCGGCCGGACCAGCAAAACCAUCGUCACCAGCUGCAGUGGAACAGCCAGCACUGCCACCGCGGUAGUGCUGCUGUCCGUGAGGCAGCUACUACCACUUAUACUAGGAAUUGCCGCCAUGUUGCCUGUGAUUGACGCCGGAUACCACGAGAAACGGUUGCUGCACCAUCUGCUCGACAACUACAACGUGCUCGAGCGGCCCGUCGUCAACGAGUCGGACCCGCUGCAGCUCAGCUUUGGUCUGACUUUGAUGCAAAUCAUCGACGUGGACGAGAAAAAUCAGCUCCUCAUCACGAAUAUUUGGUUGAAGUUGGAGUGGAACGAUAUGAACGUCCGAUGGAACUCGUCCGAGUAUGGUGGGGUGCGUGAUUUACGGAUACCACCGCAUCGCCUCUGGAAGCCGGAUGUCCUGAUGUACAACAGUGCGGACGAAGGAUUCGAUGGGACGUACCCGACCAACGUGGUCGUACGGAACAACGGUUCCUGUCUGUACGUACCGCCGGGAAUUUUCAAAUCUACCUGCAAAAUCGACAUCACCUGGUUCCCGUUCGACGAUCAGCGCUGCGAGAUGAAGUUCGGCUCGUGGACGUACGACGGGUUUCAGCUUGAUCUACAACUUCAGGAUGAAUCUGGAGGAGAUAUUAGCAGCUUCAUCACUAACGGAGAAUGGGAGUUACUGGGCGUGCCUGGGAAGCGGAACGAAAUCUACUACAACUGCUGCCCGGAACCGUACAUCGACAUCACCUUCGCGAUACUGAUCCGCCGUAAAACGCUCUACUACUUCUUCAACCUGAUCGUACCGUGCGUGUUGAUCGCCUCGAUGGCUCUGCUGGGUUUCACGCUUCCACCCGAUUCCGGCGAAAAACUAUCGCUCGGUGUCACAAUUCUGCUAUCACUCACUGUCUUCCUAAACAUGGUCGCCGAGACGAUGCCGGCAACAUCAGACGCAGUGCCUCUCCUAGGAACCUACUUCAAUUGCAUCAUGUUCAUGGUUGCCUCAUCGGUUGUGUCUACGAUCCUGAUCCUGAACUAUCACCACCGUAACUCCGACACGCACGAAAUGUCUGAAUGGAUUCGCGUUGUGUUCCUGAUCUGGUUACCGUUCAUCCUGCGCAUGAGUCGACCGGGAGAACCCUACCCGCAUCCAUGCCGUCCAACAGUGGACGAAAAGAAUAAGCAACUCCAGGAGGUGGAGAUGCGUGAACGGUCCUCCAAGUCACUGCUCGCCAACGUUCUGGACAUCGACGACGACUUCCGGUGCAAUCACCGGUGCAACACGCUGCCACAUAACCCCACAUACUACCGCACCGUGUACCGUCAGGGUGAGGAUGGUAGUGUAGGGCCGAUCGGUGCGACCGACACGAUCGGACGUUCUGCCGGUCUCGGUACGAUUAGUGCUGGUGGUGGCCGCCUGCACGAAACCGUUUCCUCGCAUACCUGUCUCAGCUCGUCCGCCGAGUACGAGCUAGCGCUGAUACUGAAGGAGCUACGCUACAUCACCGAUCAGGUGCUCCGCAAGGAGGACGAGAGUGGCGAAAUCACGCGCGAAUGGAAGUUCGCCGCCAUGGUAGUCGAUCGUCUGUGCCUUAUCAUAUUCACCCUGUUCACGAUCAUCGCCACGCUGGCUGUUCUUUUCUCUGCGCCGCACUUUAUCGUUUCAUAACAACCAUCAGCACGGCGGCACACCGGCACUAACGGUCAGCACGAUCGUACCACCUCCACCCUUCCUUCCCGCUUCACCACCAUCACCGCCACCAUCGAUCCCGGCACGCACCACCACGGACAACAGGGUGACGAUUACGACGACGACGAGGACACUAACAACGAUAAGCACGAGGGCGGUUGCAAUGAUGGUUUCGCGUACGAGCUGCUACAGAGUUGCUGCUUCCCACUCCCACUACUACUGCUGCUGCUCGUACUGCUCUGCGGCGUACUGGUGGCGUGCUGGUGGUUGGUACGCAAACGGCACUCACUCGCCUACGGUCUCGCACAGCUGGUUAACGUGGCCGAUUACCGCCUGCGACGGUAUGUGUACAUUUUCGUGAAGAAUUUUAAGCUCAUCAGCGACACGUAAGAAAAUAGAAAGGUACUGACGCAACUGCAAUGUAGGGUGCAGACAACGGAUUGCGAUAAUUGAUAUACGAUGUGGAUAUGAAGACUACGAAACGGUUGAGAUGUUGGAGGAGCAGCGACUCUCUGCGACAAUGCAGAGUUCUUUUUUAUAUCACACUACUCCGCUAGCAAGGAAAAGCGAUCAAAACUAAAACCUCCAGGCAGCAACACUACAAACGAGACAGAGAAAUGCUGGAGUAUGACAGAGAAGCACACAUCGCACAUAAAACUGCACUGCAAAACGUGGGGCAGACGGCGAAGGGAGGAGUAGAAAGGAGAAUGUCGAUACGGGAGGCCGAAGCUUCCUAUCCUCCAAGUCCCUAUGUUCAGAUGAUGAGGAGGGGGGGGGGGGUGGGCUGCGAGAAGAACGGAAAGGCAGCUUCAACUUCAAGACCGGAAAGACAACACCUCAAUAAUAGCCGCAACAGCGCAUUACCGAAGCGAAGCUGCGGAGAAUGGAAGACUACACCGAGUACCAUAACUACCGUCAAGAAAUUCUUCUAGUGCUACUAAUACUACUGGUUCAUACAACUACUAUUACUACUACUUAUACUACUACCACUACUACUUAUACUACUAACGUCAACUACUAAUAAUACUAUGGGAAGAGAGUGCGAAAACAAAACACACACCAGAGCAACUACUAAUGCUUCUACUAAUUGCAACUACUAUGAUUAACAUUUCUACCGAUAACAGUGGCGCCACCUAUCCUAUUAGGCUGUGCUAAUUGAUCCUAGGAGAAGAACGCACACGAAGAGCCGGAAAGCAAAAUGGGGUAAGCAGCACGGCGAUGCAUGGUAAGCUGGUACGAGUAUGAGGGUUACGUGGGGCAGAAUGUGUGUUGCAGCAGUCACGUAAUAUAGCUAGGAGGACAUGUUUUUAAUUUGCAGACAUGCAGGAGAUAUCAUCCAGCUUCCAAAUUCUAGCAGCGAUUACGGCAUUGUUCCAAUAUAGGUUCGAGUUUCGGAAACUGUUCGUUACUGGUUAUAUCGCUUCAUAUGGUAGUUUAAGCAGAAGCUUUGAAGCGUUCGCUUCGCUCUCUAAGUUAGUCAUAGAUUUUUGGAGAAUACGAAUUACUUUACCGAACCGUAGACAGCCGUUCUGAGUAACAGCAUCAGUACUGACAGAAGCGUAGCGUGUGUAGAACUUUCAUCAGUUAGCCGAGUGUUUUGUGUAAAAGAAGUUUUAUCUCACUUGUUCGUGUUAAGUGUAUCGUUUCCUAUUGCUGUUCAUUGAGCAUUCUUCACCAAAGUUGUUCUCCAGUUAACCGCGUGGAAUACGGGCAGUAAAAUCAUCCGUUUAUCAAUACAUCAAUCCUCGUAGCUAUCCGUUGGUGCCCCGAUGGGGUACAACAGAAGGUGUCAGAUCGGCAGCAGAAAACAUUAUUCCGCUGAUAUCGGCAGGCAGAACGAAUUCGACAAACCCAUAUAAACCAGUCCACCGUGCGCUGGCUGGCUAACUGUGAUGCUAGCAAAAACCCACAAGAAUAAACCCGAUUCUUGAUAGCAUAGAAACAAGCAAAUCGCACCCUGUAGACGGGAACUCUUAGUCAAACUACCAAAAUGUACUAAAACAAACCCCCGAUAGGUCCCAGGCCCCUUUAUUAUGAGGUUCUUCCAACUAGCUUACGUACUACUGACAGGAGGCUCCAGAAACGUCAAACUGAGUGACAGCAGUAUAUGGGUAGGCAAAAGCCAGCAAAAAAAUAUCUAGGUACUGAGUAAUAUGCGAGAGAAAGCUGAGAAGAAAAAGGGACAAAUACAGUCUCAGCCAGAGCGAGAACAUGCGAGACAAAUCAGAUAGAAUGGUGAGAAUUGAUUGAUUGACCGGCUAAACGUCACUGGCUCAUCCAACUGAUAAGGUGAGACCACUGCCAUUCGUGACGACUUUCUUCGGACAUACGGACAGAAAGCGAGUGAGAUAUAGACAGAAAGGCAGGCUAGUGUGAGCGAGCCUCAGCAUCAGCGCACUGAUUAACCGUUGAUAGGCAAAUGUGGAGGUGAGAUUCGCUCACCGUAGAAGUGUGUGCACGAGUGCGGUGGUAGUAGGCCGCACGUAAACCCAUCACACCACACAAAACAAUAUUGGACAGUUUUACAGUGCCUAGAACUACGAAAUGCUUUCAAUUGAUACAUUCUUCUGCCAAGCAAAACGUUCUUGCAAGUCGGGUUUAAACUAAUCGGUUCACUGUGUUUUCUGUUUAGCUGUAGUAGGCGUUAGGCGUUAUAGGAGGAAAUUGCAUAUAGCAAAUAGGCGAGGGAUAAUGGACGCACCGGAAGGAUAAAUGCUUUGCCCGAUCGGAUUGCCCGCAAAGUAAAGGACAGAAAUCAGUUAGUAGCUCAAUUUUCGAAAAACCGUAGCCAGGCCGCGAAAGUUUACGUCAAAAUGUCCCACGUUCGCAACGUUUUACGUAGUUGUUACUAAGCUAAACGUUUUGUUAAUAUAUCGUCGCCCAGAUAAUAAUCGUCAAAUUUGAAACACUUUUUCGGCGCCUGUUGUGUGUGGUAGUGAACCGUCAAAUGGAGUAACUGUGAGCGAGACAGGAAGCGAGAAAGCGAGAUGGAAUGUUUUGCGGUAGGACUUUGAACAACAGCUCAGGCAAAGUUUAAAGCCGGUGCGCGAACAAUGGUGACAGAUGAAAAGAAAAAUGCUGUGAUAACCACUAACAAAAAAAAACAAAAUAACAAAACAAACAAAACAAAACACGAAAAAGGGAUUCAUUGACAGAAGGCUAUCAGAUACAUUGAAAAAUAACCAGCAAAACAAAACGACAAACAAACAACCAACACUGUUCGUAACAAUCUAAAACAAAAUGGCUACUUCGAAAAGAAUUUGCAAAAACACGCAAAAUGGCUUCACCUUAAACGAGUAAAACAAAAAAAAAUAGAAAUAAAAAUAAUUAAUUAAAACUGACCGUAAAGUAGCACAUCGUUGCAGAUGGUAAAAACAAAACACCCAUUUUCUAUUGCAACUGAAUCAAAUGAAGCGAUGGCUUAAACUGUGCCGCCAUAACUAAAAGCAUAAAGACAUGCUUAAACAAAAACCAAUAACAAACGAUGUGGUACGCGUAAUGGACAAUUUACCCCUUUAAAACAUGGAAUGGAUAUCUUUAUCCUUGACCUCACUUUUAAACAAAGUUUUGCCGCAGAAAAAAAUGUUAACGCUGGUCACUUUAACGUUGACAUGUUGAACGCUACUCCCUUCUGUCUAACCUGUCUAAUCGAUCUUUGGCAAUCAAUCUCGACAUUGCACAACAAAUUGCAAAAUAGCAACGAUUCCCUCCUGCUCUCCUGCUUCCUCCCACCUCCUGAUUCCUACUUUGCAAAACAAAAAUGUAAUUGUGGCUAGCUUUAACACACGGCAAAACAAUGCACCACGCUCUCUCUCUCUCUCAUCCGGACUCAGUGGUUAAGUGACAAGAAGUUAAUUAAAAAUACAUUUUAACAAACACUCACACAGCAAAAAAUACUAAUCCGGCGUAAAACGUUACAAAUAAGAAGAAGAAAGACAGAAAAGCAAAAAUAAAACGUCACACUAUAACCUGCAAAAAGUAAGCAUAUUUAUACAACAUAUAAACGUUACACCGUACGUAAAGAAAAUAUAAAAAACACACACACACACACACAUAUUUAUAACACAUACUUACUAAGAGCAAAACAAAACUAAACUAAAAAUCAAAAAGGAAAACACUGUCAAGAAGAGUAAACAAUCAAUCAAAAACAGCUUGUUUAAAUCUUCAACUUGAAUCGAAACGAUGUUUGUAAUACGGAUAUUUAAUGGCAAAGUAACGGAACCUCUCUGCAAAUUGUGUUGCACACAAGUUUUCUUAUCACCCUUUCCUUUCCCCCCAUCCAAAUCUCCUAGAAAAUCACCCCCCCCCCCCCCCCAACGCUGUCACCCCGCCCAUAUGCCGGAGCUUCAAUCAAAGCCAAACCACAAUAAUAAAGGAACAAACAUCUAAAUCUGGAACGAACACUAAGCAAAAACAUAAAAAAAUACUGCGAAUCACAAAUACACGCGCCGACACUGUGACAUAAGAGUUUAAAAAUCCUGGCGGAAACUGUUGUUACAUUUUUAUACAUUUAAAAAAAUCCUAAAAAAAAGGUCAAAUCAACAGAGUGUGACAGAUUAAAAAAAACAAAACAAAUCAAAAGCAUGAGAUGAAAACACUCCUAGCAAAAACAAAGAAACAAACUAAAGUUUGAUCCUUUAAGGCCGCCACGUUUCGAAACGAAAGCAUUGUUUGCUUGGCCGACGAACGGUUGAGUGAGUGAGAGUGAGCGAGACCUCGAAGGGUCGAUCAAAGCAUCAAAUGGUAGAGAACAACCACGAGUAGUUUCGUAGUAUUAUGGGGAAUCGAACUCGGGCGUUAGUGAAAUCGCGACGGGCAAAAGCAGCAAAAAAACCAUAUUAAAACUAAAAAAACACACGAAGCAUUAGCAAAAAAGCCAACUGUUAAAUCAAAAGUUUAGUACAUAAGCACAUCAUGUGGUAUUACAAUUAUAGCAAGACCGUGCAGAACCGGACAUUAAACGUUAAGCUAAAGCUAUCAAGCAACACUAAAAUAAUAGUAAACAAAGUGCAUAUUUAUAAUCAAAAGCCACCAGGACGGCGAGUCGUGGCAUUUAAAAUUCGUGUGACAAGAGGUAGGGUGCAGAUUACGAUAGUGAAGUAAAAUAAAUCAGUAAAACUAAAAACAAGCAACACCGAAUUCCCCGACCAACACUCGGGUGAAACUUCACAUAAGACAAAAGAAACCCGAUCGUUGGUCGCUUGACAGGAACGGCGAGGCCGUGAAAAAUGUGUAGUGAAAUCUUUACUUACCGCAAAAACGGAAGCCUGGACGAUAUAUCCUUCCAGCGAAGAAAUCUCCGGAGUCAGAACUGACACCUGUCAAACGCACGCGUGACGUUAAAGGUUUGACACGUUUGACAGUACCGCACCUCUUACUCACACUAAACAUUUUUCUCCAUUAUUAAACCGGUGGCUCACCGCGAGAGGCACGCACAGACACAGCCACACACACGAUCGUGUGACGAAGUAGUGAUAGACGAGUACAAUACUAUAAGUAUGCCUGUCAGUGAGUGACAGGUCGGAUCGCCGAACAUGCAACAUGGCCAGCGAGGGCGACACGAAAGUAAACAAUCAUGGCGUAACUAAAAAGACUCCGCUCUCUCACCUUUUUUUCCACACACGCAACGAUCGUUGGUUAAGCGCCCCGAUCCCUUAUCUAACCACUACGCAACACAUUCACAAACACACACACACGCACUAAAGACACUAAAAACACAAACUAAAAAAUGACGCAUUCCGUACUGUAGCUAGGUUCAGAUAUUUGGCGACCGUAUAAAACAAACAACUUACUAACCACUAGAACAGCGAGAAUGGAUGAUCUUGGCGGUUCCCCGAUAUUCACCCGACGAUCUCCCGAUAAUCAGUGUACACGGCACUUUUUCCAGUGUAUAUCACAUGUUUCUUUGUGCACACACAUGAACACACUAGCACCCAGCUCACAUACAGCCAUUUAAACUGCACUACUGUUGUUACUAAAUUAUACACCAACGCUAAGUAAUCUCUCGGCUACACACACCCACGCACACGUAUCGAAAGGUGAGAGGAUGCUAUCGUUUGAAUAAAACCGGUCUUCCAGCAAAAAAAAGAAACAAAAGCAAAAACAAGAAUGUGAGUAAGAGAGCGAGAGAGGGAUAGAGAGAGAGAGAGAGAGAGAGAGAGAGAGAGAGAGAGAGAGAGAUUAAAACAGAUAAGCGAUAUCAAACUAUUAAAAAAAACCGUAUUAAUCACCCAACACUACCCAUUCAAAGAACAGAAUGCACGGCAGUGCUCGAACUUGAAUUCACAGUAGCUGAACAUCUUCGGCCAAAAUUAAAAAUAAACAGAUUAACAAAACUUCAGAACAAAAGGGACACCACCAUGCCAAUAAACCUAACAGAGGCCAGAGGUUCCCUGCAAGGGCAAAACAUGUAUGAACAAUAAACGAAGCGCCAACAUGUGUUGCAACUCCAAUUGGCUACCAUUGUUGCUCUUUUCGCCCGCAUGGGUUAGUUUUUGCGAAAAAAAGAGAUUUCAAUAAGAAAACGAAACAAAACAAAAAAAAGACACGAUACGAUCUGUAAGUUACGUUGAUAGUUAAAUAAUAUUAAUCCGGGCUUUAAAGAAGUUCACUCGUCACCAUCGCCUUUUUCUCGUUUUGUUUCUUUUUGUUUUUUUUUUUACUAACGUUACUAUUUCGCUAGUUUUGUGAAGAAACCUUGAGAUUAAGCGGAUUCGAGAAUGUGUGCACGACUACGUACAGUUUUCGUUGAGGUGACUCGAGACGAUGGAAAAGGCAUAGGAUUAGAGUUUGUUUUAGCACAUCAAUUUACUAACCACAUCAACACUCACUCACACACCUACACGUUUCUAACGCCAAACUUUUUCUCACACCUUACCUGGCACACGACACACUCUCACGCCCACUCAAGACACACACGGCUAUUUUAAUUACCAUUUAAAAAAAAGUAUAUAUUAAACCAAAGUAUAUAUAAAUAUAAAUAAAGAGAAACGAACGAACAAAGUAAAGCAUAAAUGUCUAAAUCCGAUAAAUUAAAACACAGAAACGCGUUCGGAAUACCCCGGCGGUGACCGUCACCGUCGGCGUUCUACGUCGAAGUGCGCGCCUAGGUGUUAGUGAGUCGUGGCAGGUCGUGGAAAGGAAAACAAUUCGAAGGUUAGCGACCCUGGUUCAUCCAAACCGUUAGCAAAUUAAUCACGAGUAGUGCAAAUUACUUACAAUACCACUGUGUUUCUAUCCCGUCCGCCCACCUUUUCCAACUCCAGCCCUACUUUGCUUCUAUCUUUCCUCUUUCGUGAGGAUAAAAUACACACACGCACACACUUACACAUAUCGGACACCGAGUUGUUUUAGGUUUGUUAGAUCAGAGUCGGUACACGGGACACUAAGUUCACCGCAGAACGACGCGCAAGAGACUAAAGCACGGUUUGAAACCGUGCUUUGCGUUACUCCAAAAAGGAGAUCGUGAUCGAGAGAACACGAGAGAGUGAGAGAGGGAGAGAAAGAGCGAGACUAUUAUAAGACCCCAAAGUCAGGUUCAGCGCGCUCAGUGUAUUCGUGUUGUAAAUCGCGACAAGCGUGUCCUAGCAAUAUUUGUUCCUUCCUCUCCCUCACAACAAUGCUGAAACUGAAUUUAAUAUACUUUGGCGAAGGUGAAAGGAUAGCAAAUUCUGAAUGUUUUAUACUCAUAUAUAAGAACGUUACAACUGUCCGAUACUGGUUUGGUUUGACAGCCCAGGAAUGGAACUACGAUUAAAUGAAGAAACGAUUCUACAGCACUGUUAUACUCAUUAGUUGUUAGUUGAUACCGAUAGUCAAUUCAUUUCUUUAACUAGUACGAAUAAGGUUAGCAUCGUAAGCGAGCGUCCCGAGCUGCAGCUUGUUGGAAGAGUUUACGUUACUCCUUUAAUCAGGCAACUAUUUAACAGACUAUUAGUCUCUAUGUGGUUGAUUAACCUUACAACAACUGUAAGAUGCGACGUAUACUGUAAGGAAGCGCGAAACCCGUAUAUCCAAACACAAAACUAACAAACAUACACAGCACACACACACACAGUCAAAAGAUUAACCAAUGUUUCUGCCAUUUGCCAAAUGCACACGCAACUAAAAGAGUUUCGUAAACGCGCACCCAAAACUGUUACACGAUACGAUGUGCCAAUACUACGCGGCCAACUGUCAUACUUGAACACUAACAAUACUCUACACUUCACAGUUAUGUAAUUCUAACAACAAUAUAGCAAAAGUGAGUAUCUCACUACAAGCCACUGAUGGGUUUUAGCGUUGAAAACGGGAUGUGCGAGCGCCUAACAAUAUGCAACACAAUUACAAAUCUACAAUCUGUAGCUUUGACUCUCCCGGGGGUUGGCUCAUUGCCUUCUCAAAUUUCAUACUUUCAGGCUUCAACACAUAUGGCACAAAAUUCGCCAGUGAUUCGUUUUGGGAUGUAAUUAAAAAAUAAAUAUAUUUUAUUUGAGUGUACUGAAGUUAAACUACUUAUAAUUUAUAUUUUUACCAAACCGAUUUGACGCAGCUAAAUUAGAAUCAAUGAAGGAAAGUUUUGGUUUACUAGUAGUUAAAACAUGCCUAACGGAAGCUUCUUACUGUAACGUAAGCAUUUUUGUUGUAUUUGUUUUCGUAACUCGUAUCACUUUGACAAACUACCAGAAGGCAGAAGAAUUAAACUUAGCUGGAACAACAAAGCUCUUGCCAAAACGAUGGUCCUUUCGCUGGCGUGUCAAACACCCUCCGUAAGAUGGCGACCGUCGCUGCUCUAAAUAAAUGGCUCUAAAAAACAACCGUGUUAAACUUAAAUUAAAAAUACAUACAAAACACACACUUAAACAACCCCGACACUGUAACACACAAACAAGCUACAGAUUCAAACACUACUAAACUCUAACCUAUACCAACCAAGUUGAUAAAUCAGUUCCAAUUAUUAUAGUUAAACUUCUGACAAACGUUAGUGAAUUGUUCGUGCAAAAUCCAAUCCAAAUAAGAAAACAAAAUGGCGGCAUGAAAACCGAAUUCUGGCUCAAAUCCAGGCGUUAACGGCUAACACAUACACACCGAAUGUUUCGAAUGUUUGCAUACUAUUACUUCUUACCGUAUAAGGCCCGUCGUUAGCGAGCACACGCAGUUUGAAUGGGGGAUCCCGUGUUUAAAUCCGACGCAAUAGUACGAAAUAUCGGGCCGCGAACGACGAACGCUGAAUAUUCUUGUAAAAAACAGUAUCCACCCCAGAGUCCCACAGUCACGCGCGCUGUGGCACUCCUCGGCGAGCAGCGUAACAGCACAUCCUUCUGUGCCCGGUGAAGAUGCCUGGCACUUUAUUUAACUACAAUUUUGAUUGCGCAACUGGCAAACGGUGUGAGAGUUGUGGAAAAUUAACGCAAAAAACGGGGGGAAAAAGUAAGCAAAACUAAAAUAAUAAACUGAAAAAACACUAUAAUCUGAAGGUAAUUUAAAAAAAGAAACAAACAAGCAAAACGACAUACAUACACAUUUUAUAAAAGAGAAGUAAAGAAAAAAAAAGCAGAAAACAAGUAGCCGUUAAACUAAAACGAAUACCUUCGAUGUAGAAAGACGGGGGACGGGACGGAACGCUCCCGACAUUGAGUGAAGGAAGCCGAUGAGGUGUGAAGGUGCCAACAGGAGAGGGGAGACAGUCAGCAGGCUGUGUUGUGGCGAGCGGAGUAGGGAGACGGAUGAGGAGGCUGGCUGGUGGGCAACUUUUCAUAGAUUGCAUAGUGAGAGAGCAUAAAUCAAUCAUUGCAUUUUUUGAAAACGUUCAAUAAUGGUUGUAAGCGAGAUUUGUUAGACAGAAAGAAAGAGGCACUCACAAUACAUACACACAAAUACACACACUGACAAAAAUACACAGGAAAAGAAAUAGAAAUCUACGAUGUGAAAAGCAUCACAAGAAGAGAAAGAAAGAAAAUGAACAGGAAAAUUGGAAACAGUGAAACAAUGACAGAAGACAGAUAAAGUAAGAAAAAGUGUUGAAGCGAAACAGGUAAAAGGAUUGGAUGCAACGAUGAUUGAAGCAAAAACUACUAACAAAAUAAAUAAAACACAGCAAACAAUGAAAACACUUACUCACACACACACACACACACACACACACACACACACACACACACACACACACACACACAAACGCCGAAUAAUGAAUAAUGAAUAAAAUAAACAAAAGAAAACAAAACAAACCAAAAAAAAAACAACAAAACCGAACAGCACAACGGUUGAAUUAUGUUCGAAAUAAAAUUAUUCAAAUAAUUUCCAAA
This is a messenger RNA of Anopheles stephensi (Asian malaria mosquito), 17092 nucleotides long. Its product is annotated as neuronal acetylcholine receptor subunit alpha-7-like. Gene Ontology annotation, biological process: regulation of membrane potential; monoatomic ion transmembrane transport; chemical synaptic transmission. Lineage: Eukaryota; Metazoa; Arthropoda; Insecta; Diptera; Culicidae. Gene Ontology annotation, molecular function: acetylcholine-gated monoatomic cation-selective channel activity; transmembrane signaling receptor activity. Gene Ontology annotation, cellular component: postsynaptic membrane; synapse; neuron projection. The record is from RefSeq and is a predicted model, not a curated record. The transcript is spliced from 14 exons. The coding region runs from base 4773 to 6788 and encodes 671 amino acids.